This is a messenger RNA of Aricia agestis (brown argus), 3074 nucleotides long. RefSeq names its product zinc finger protein 135-like. Gene Ontology annotation, biological process: regulation of transcription by RNA polymerase II. The record is from RefSeq and is a predicted model, not a curated record. Bases 209 to 2686 code for a protein of 825 amino acids. Lineage: Eukaryota; Metazoa; Arthropoda; Insecta; Lepidoptera; Lycaenidae. Gene Ontology annotation, cellular component: nucleus. The transcript is spliced from 15 exons. Gene Ontology annotation, molecular function: DNA-binding transcription activator activity, RNA polymerase II-specific; zinc ion binding; RNA polymerase II cis-regulatory region sequence-specific DNA binding.
CUAUAUAGCUGUCUUUUUUCGUGCGAUCAUCUUUGUUCGAUUGCUUUAUUUUAUAAUCGGAAAAGACUAGAAUUACUACGUUUGAAUAAUGUUAAAAUGUUUGUUAAAAUUAUCGGAAGUGAAACAAUCUCGCUUGGAAUCUUAAAUUGUUAGUGUGAAAAUAUAAGCGUAAAACAAGGACAAACAAAAAGACAGCUGGUACUCCAAAAUGGCCACUUUAAAUAAGACACCGAAAUAUAACUUUGCAAAAAUUUGUCGUGCAUGUUUACAAAUAAAGAAGGACAUGCGGCCUUUAUUCGAACAGCUUACUGCAACAAUGUUGAUGGACAUUUCCAAAGUGCAGGUGGCAGUCGGUGAUGGCCUCCCUCUGCAAUUGUGCUUGCAAUGUGUGCAUCAAAUCUCCAGAUGCCAUGCCUUCAAGGAGAUGGUUGAGAAAAAUGAUGGUAUAUUGCACGAGCAAGCGAAAUUAAUUGCAGAAGAAACACUUAAAAUUAAUAACCAGAUGGAAAUGGAUAAAGCACUGAGUUUGAAUUGUGGUGACUCAUCACAGUUUAUAAAGUUCAUUGAAGUCCCUCCACUAGGCAACAAUCCAAACCAAAUUCUUGAUGGAUUCUUUACUGACACACCAGAGCAGCCCGUCACACAGGAGGUACUUCCGAAAGAUGAGUUCGAUGUUGACAAGCUACCACAGCAACCACCUAAGAAGGAAAAAGAGGAUGAUGCAUUGAACUCGGACGAGGAGAACUAUUUGCAAAUGGUUGUGUUCCAAGGGAACUCGGCAGUUGGCCCUGGGCAACAUGUCUGUAAUCUAUGCCAUAAGAAGUUCAAACAUGCAAGAUGGUUGAAACUCCACAUGCAUUCACACACCAACUGGAUUAAAGCCAACUGCAAGAAACCACCUAUGUGCCCUAUUUGUGAAAGAACUUUUAAGGGUCCUGGUAUGCUGAAAAUGCACAUGCGCACCCACGAGCAGCGCCCACCGAAGCCGCCAACGUGUUCCGUCUGCCAGAGAGUUUUCCCGUCCAAGACGCUGCUGUACAGGCACAGACAGACUCACUUCGAGCAGAAGACCCAUCAGUGUACAGUCUGCGAGAAACGAUUCUACAGCGGCUACGCUCUGCGCUCGCAUAUGGCGCGGCACAGAGGAGAAAGACCCUAUGUCUGCGCUAUUUGCUCUAAGAGUUUCUACAACCCAACUGAUUUGAAGGUCCACUUCAGGCUGCACACUGGCGAGAAACCGCUCAAGUGUUCGGAGUGCAACAAGUCGUUCCGCCGCCACUCGACGCUCUGCCAGCACAUGAAGAAGCACCGCGGCAUACGGAACCACAUCUGCCACGUGUGCAACAAGGCCUUCUACGAGGUGUCCAAGCUGAACGCGCAUAUGAGGGUGCACACAGGUGAGCGUCCAUUCUCGUGUCAGUUCUGCGAUCGCAAGUUCGCGCAGCAGUCGGCGCUGAUCUACCACCGGCGCACGCACACCGGCGAGAAGCCCUACGCCUGCAAGCUGUGCGCCGCCCGCUUCACCACCUCCUCCGCACGCAACAACCACAUGCACACGCAUACUGGACACAAGAAGUUCGUGUGUCCAGUGUGCUUCAAGGGCUGCUCGUCGCGGACGGAGCUGCGCGUGCACUCGACCAAGCACACGGGCGAGAAACUGUUCGCGUGCGAGGUGUGCGGCCAGCGGUUCGGGUCGCCCUCCUACCUCGCCGUGCACCGCCGCUCCCACACCGGCGAGAAGAAGUAUCAGUGCACUGUCUGCGGGAAAGGUUUCAUUGAGUCGAACUCAUACAAGAGGCACAUAAAGACACACGAGGUAAAGGACGACCCGGACCCAGAGGCCCCCGCUGUGCAGCAAGCGAUCAAGGAGGACGAGGAGAAACCUGCUAUUGAAACCAAGGAGGAAAGCCAACUGGAGAAUCAAAUAGUCGUCCAGCCACAGGGAGAGAACGGCACUCAGAAGAAAUACAAGUGCGGACUGUGUGUGAAGAGCUACAUGUACUUACACAGCCUCAAGAAACACAUGCUCAGUCACGUGCAGAUGUGUGUUGUCGCGCCAGACGGCACCGAGAGACUGUACUUUAGGCAACAACAGCAACAAGAUUUACAGCAGCAACAACAACAACAACAGCAGCAACAACAGCAGCAGCAACAGCAGCAGCAACAGCAGCAGCAACAGCAGCAUCAACAACAACAGCAACAGCACGUGCAGCUGCAGCAGCAGCAGGUGCAUCAGCUGCAGCAGCAGGUGCUGCAGGUGGGCGGCGUGCAGCAGCUCGCGGUACCGAUACAGCACAUGCAGCCCGCUAUUACUGUCUCCGGCAUACAGGGUAACCAACAGUAUCCCGUCAUCUCUUCAGUGCAGUCGGUGCAGCUGCAACAGACCCAUCACGUCAAUACGCAGCCGCAACAUCUCCAGCUGCAGACCAUACAGAUACAUCCUCAACAUCAGCCCAUACAGAUACAUACGGUGGGCGUGCAGCAGGUGCAGCAGGAGCAGCUGCACGUCGCAACCUCCAACUGUCAGUCAAUGCUGCCCAACAUAUUGCAGCUCGGCGGCGGCGCAGUGGCGGUGUCCGGUCUGACUCAGGAGCUGGGCGGCGGAGUGGGGGGCGGCGUGCAUCGCAUCAUCCUGCAGCAGCCCGCUACGCCCUCACACCCCGCGCUAUACACUAUACACCACUAGUAAACAAAGCGCCCAGAUAAUAUUAUGUUUAUUGAUGCCCAUGUCACCUGAGGAUCUUUCCGUCCAUGUAGAUGGAUUUAAACGCCUUUAAAUGCCUAAAAUACCCGAGCGUUUCUGUAUCUAUAAUUGCAAUAAAUAAAAUAUUGUUAACAUAAUACGAAGGUCGGGGAGCGAGCGCUGUACAAAUCGUUACCUAACGCUGAAGCAGCCCACGAUACGCACAAUAUCAUAGACUAUGUUGUAUUUAUUAACAUAAUUUAGGUUGGGUUCUCAUUAACAAUCAUUUAGUACCGACACAACUAAUUAGAAAACUAGUUAUCGCCAUUGCUGCAACCACGUUGUAGCAUUCUAAUAUUGUAUAAAAAUAAUGUAAGUACUAGUCACAGAA